This is a messenger RNA of Alosa sapidissima (American shad), 699 nucleotides long. RefSeq names its product splicing factor 3b, subunit 5 (gene sf3b5). The coding region runs from base 157 to 417 and encodes 86 amino acids. Gene Ontology annotation, biological process: mRNA splicing, via spliceosome. The transcript is spliced from 2 exons. Gene Ontology annotation, cellular component: precatalytic spliceosome; U2 snRNP. NCBI's taxonomy places the organism in Eukaryota, Metazoa, Chordata, Actinopteri, Clupeiformes, Clupeidae. The record is from RefSeq and is a predicted model, not a curated record.
CCGCCAGUACAGCCUAUGGUCGGGGGGAACUAAAUAUUGUGUCAGUGUUUCCACACGGCAAAACGUUCAUGAAACAUCCACAUUUCCGGUAUUACAUACGGACUGCCUUUACAUACAAUUUACCUACGUUGGACUCUCAUACCUGUGCCAUCCACCAUGACUGAUCGCUACAAUAUCCACAGCCAGCUUGAGCACCUGCAGUCCAAAUACAUUGGCACAGGCCACGCCGACACCACCAAGUGGGAAUGGCUGGUGAACCAGCAUCGGGACUCCUACUGUUCUUACAUGGGACACUUCGACCUACUUAACUACUUCUCCAUUGCCGAGAACGAGAGCAAGGCCCGCGUGCGCUUCAACCUGAUGGAGAAGAUGCUGCAGCCCUGCGGGCCUCCUGCUGACAAACCCGAUGACGCUUAGCCAGAGAAGAGAGAAGGGGGCCAGCGCUGCUGGCAUGCCUGCUGGGUGGCGUUAGGAUGGCUGGGGGGAGGGCUGUCCAGAUGAAGUCCAUUCUGCGGCAGUGGCUCUUCAAAGUUGGAUGAAGUGUGACAUUCAUGGACUGAUGUUUGUACAUAGGAUCACUGUUGUUACUUUUUUGUGUGAUUUCCCCCCACCCCCCAACCCCCUUUUUUCAGGGUGCUGUAGAGCUGAUAAUGUUCAUGAUGAUGCAUUUUUCUAUAAUAAAAUGUUAAGUUCAAUGUU